AUGGCCCUAAUUCAACUAAUUGUUAGUCUUGCUAUCCAGGAAUUUAUUAUAAUUCAGGUACAAAAUAAUGUCUUUGCGAUCCAACCUGUAAAACUUGUGAUGGGCCUAAUUCAAGUAAUUGUUUAUCUUGUUAUCCAGGAAAAUAUUAUAACUCAGGUACAAAAUAAUGUAUUUGCGAUUCAACCUGUUAAACUUGUGAUGGCCCAAAUUCAAAUAAUUGUUUGUCUUGUUAUCCAGGAAUUUAUUAUAAUUCAGUUACAAAACAAUGUAUUUGUGAUCCAACUUGUAAAACUUGUGAUGGUCCUAAUUCAAGUAAUUGUUUAACUUGCAAUCCUUCUUUGUAUUAUUAAUAAAGCAAUAAAUCGUGUGUAGUUUCUUGUAAUCAAGACUAAUUCCCAGAUUAAAAUCUUUAUUGCUAAUCAUGCGAUCGUACCUGUGCAAGUUGUGAUGGAAAAGACCCAAACAACUGUAAAUCUUGCUAUCCUAACACCUCUCUCUACAACCAAAGCUGCUAUAGCCUUUGCCCAAAUGGAUUUUAAAGUAUUUCAAACAAAUGCAAUUCUUGUGUAGAUAAUUAUUGGACUCCAUAAUGCAAUGCCUGCUAUGCAACCUGCUAAUUAUGUGACUAAUCGCAAAUUCCAAAUAAACAAUGCAAUUCUUGCUAUGGUGAAACUAGAUAUAUUAAUGCAACAUAAAAUUGUGCUUGCAAAAAUUCAAAGGAUUAAAGAGAAAUAUUUUAUUAAUGCAGUUACUAAACCAUUGCAGUAAUUGAUGCAUAAUUAAGCGCAACAUCUCCUUUACUUACAAUUGAUUUAGGAUCUCCCUUGA
This is a messenger RNA of Tetrahymena thermophila SB210, 828 nucleotides long. RefSeq names its product transmembrane protein, putative. The transcript has a single exon. NCBI's taxonomy places the organism in Eukaryota, Ciliophora, Oligohymenophorea, Hymenostomatida, Tetrahymenidae. The record is from RefSeq and is a predicted model, not a curated record.